CAUUCAGGAACGUUGGCGGAUGCCGAGUUGACAGCUGUCAACUUUGGGGUAAUUCAACCAAAAGUCUUCCUUCAAUCGACUUUACUGAACAAAUUAUUGUGUUUUUUGUCAGGACCUCUGAACCAGAUCAGAGCCAACGUCAAGCGGGUCGUGAAUUUUUGGGACUUUUUGGAAACACUGCUGUGAUUUUAUUGGAGCAAAUUCUGCACUUUGAUUCUGGUCUGGUUUGAAUCUACCAAAUUUCAGAGGCACCUUCCACAUCUGAACGCUCAUCAUGGCUCCGUCUGUCGGUCUGUGGCUGUGUCUGAUCCUGCAGCUGCUGUUCACGGAUGCAAAGAGAGUUGGGAAACACGACGGCCAGCGCGACGCCCUUGGCGAACCCUCGUCCCGCGUCAAACUGGAUCCCCUUUGGAUCACCGAGCACCUCAGGAGCCAAGAUGGCACCUAUGCCCCAAACCAGAGCCCCCCCCUCCCUGAAAUGCUGGAUCUAGACCUGGACCUGCACCGCCGGCAGGCCCGAGGCGCAGACGAGGAGGAGCAGCAGUCCACAUUCAGCCAGUCCUUUGAGAACGAUUCAGUGACGACGCCGCACGCCACCGAGUUUGACAACGGAACAAAAGUGGGGCACGAUGACGAUCAUAAUGUCAACCUUCAUGGAAACGACUCCAGCUCGGACCACGACGCCCCAGGUCUCUUCAACCCCUUCUACCCGCUGGCGGACAGCUCGUACUCGGCCUACGCGGUCCUGUUCCUGGCCGGCCUGGUGCUGGCGGUGGGCGUGGUUGGAAACAUGGCGGUCAUGUGUGUCGUCUGGAACAACUACUACAUGAGGUCCUCCUGGAACUACCUGCUGGCCAGCAUGGCAUUCUGGGACUUCCUGGUCCUGGUGCUCUGCCUUCCCGUGGUGGUCCUCAACCAGCUCUCCCAUAGGAGGAUCCUGGGUGACAUCACCUGCCGCAUGGUGCCUUAUAUGGAGGCCGUGUCUCUGGGCAUCACCUCCUUCACUCUGUGCGCUCUGGGUAUCGACCGAUUCCACUCUGCCACCUCCUCGUCCGAGCCGAAGGCCCGGCGGGUGGAGCGCUGCCGCUCGGUGCUGCUGAAGCUGCUGGUGGUGUGGCUCGCCGCUCUGCUGCUGUCCAGUCCCGAAGUCUUCCUGUGGCAGCUGAGCCAGGCCGUGUCCCCGUCCACCGGCCGGCUGGUCGACUCCUGCACCAUCACCCCCUCCUCCCCUCUCUCCCUCUACCUGCCCGACUCCCUCCACUCUCUGUUGCUCAGGUACCACCAGGGUCGCAUGUGGUGGUGUUUCGGCUGCUACUUCUGCCUCCCCAUCCUCUUCACCAUCCUCUGCCAAAUGGCCACCCGUAACGUCAACAGCGACUCCAACUCUGCCCAGAAGCAGCGUACCCAUGACGACCGCUCCUCCAAUCAGAAACGCCAGCAGCACCAGGCGGUGGAGCGGCAGCUGAACUGCACACUGUUAGCGCUGGCCGUGGUCUACGGCGUCUGCGCUCUGCCCGAACACGUGUGCAACAUCACGUUGGCCUACACGCACAUCGACAUCUCUGAGGACACGGCCGCCAUGCUGGCACUGUUGCAUCACUUCCUCUUGUUCUUCAAGUCAUCGGUGACGCCGGUGCUGCUGCUGUGUCUGUGUAAGGCUCUCGGUCAGGCCUUCAUGGACUGCUGCUGCUGCUGCUGUCAGGAGUGUCAGCCAACCACGACUCAAGGCUCGCCAGGCUCCGCCCAGGUCAAACUGAAGGCAGCCAAUGAGACGUCCAUCUUAUUCGACAAGGCUAAAGACACGUCGGCCAUUUUGUCCAUCUCCAGCUAGAGCCAUUGAUCCCUCCUUAACUAUAAAUCCACCACUUCCUCCUCCAUAAAUCAAUCCCGUCCAUUCAUUCCUCUAUUCUACCCUUCAACAUUGUUUCUCUUCCAUCCUUAGUUUUCGUAAACAUCAGUUUCCUUUCUCUUCCCCCCAAUGUUACUGUGAAUCAGUUCUCUCUUUCUGCAUAUUUGUUCCAUCCAUUUUUCUCUCUCUUUCAGAACACUUGUGGAUCAAUGAUCAUCUUUAUUUCUUUCUGUCAUCUCCUCUCCCAGAGUACCAUUUGUAUGAUAUCCCUCUAUGGACACUGUGUUACCUGCUCCAUCUUCCUCUCUGUGCAGGAAGUGAUGCUUAAUCUGUAGUGAGAUUUUAAAAAAUGCUGUACUUGCACAACCAGCUGUUUGUAAAAGCAGGAGCCUGUUUCAGGACUCUCCGAAUGGACUCUUCCCUCCAACUUCCCGCUGUAAUAACACAUGAUGUGUGCCUGAUGAUGCCUGAACAACAUGGAGGUCUUCUUUGGUCUGAAGCUGAAUUUUCUAAUGUUUCUUGGGAAAGUAGCAGAUACCUAAAGCCUAAAUUAGAGCAGCAGGUUAAGUCCUUUACAGUAGCUUGGUGGAGAACAUGAAGAAGCUGCUUCAAUGCUGAGCCAGAAAUAAUCAGCCUGGUCUCAUCACAGGGCGUCAAGUACCGACGCUUUGAGAGAGUCUGACAAAGGAGCAUCUGACGCACAAGAUACCCUUCGGCGUCUGUAUGAGAUGCCCUUUGCUUUUGAGUAUCUCCAAUGUAACCCAUCCGUCAUCACGUAAAGUACUUCUUUCAACCCAAAACACAAUCUUUUCCUAAACCUAAGCAACAAGUUUUGGUGCCUCAACCGAACCAAAUAGUAAAUCUACCACAUAUUAAAAAGCCAUUUUUUACGGACAUUGAAGGGUGUCUUGUGCGUCAAAUACCGACACUUGUCAGGCUUUCUGAAAGCAUAGGUAUUUAAUGCACUCGGAUGAGAACAAUUAAUUAAUCUAAUCUAAAAAGAAAGUCUGGUAUCUAUUAACCCUAACUGGCUGACAGGAGUGUACAGUUGACCAAUUGUAUAUUGAAAUGAUGUUUUAAACACUAGCUGUGGGGCCAAAGGAAAAUGACGCUGGUCUAUCAGUGCUACAUAAAAGUUGAUAUCUUUGAACAUCUAUGAACAGCUGUUAAUAAUUAUAUGACAACAAAGUUCUCAGUCGUCCAGGUCAUAGUUAUCCAAGGAAGGUUAAAAUCAAGGGCAACUGGACUUGUUGAAGAUACUCAAAGAUGUUUUCGCUUAACAGAUUAGAGAUCUGCGACACCACUUAUCCCCCACCUACAAUGCUGUCCUUUCACCCCUUCCCCGGAAGGAGUGAACAAAUGCUCACAUUUGGCCAUUUGAUGGUCGUUCAGACUCGGCCUCAGGUGACUCAUAACGACGAUUGUCUCAACAGCCAGGAGCACUAACGAACCAAGCAGUAUCAAUCAUCUUGACAACGACCCCACAGAGGUUAAAUACCUGGCACUCCCUUCCAGCCAGUCAGAACUGAAGAAGCCUCUCGGAUGAGAGACGAAACGUCUUUCGAGUAUCUUCAACCAAGUCCAAUUGCCCUUGAUUUGAACCUUCUUUGGAUGAAAUUCAGGAUAACUCCUAGACGUUUUGGUGACUCUCCUCAACUUUCUUGUAGCAACAAAUUUAGGUCAAGAUUUACUCUUAACUUGACCUGGUCCCAGGCCUCUAAAUCACCACAGAUUCAAUUAGCGUCGGGAAAACAACCAAUCAGAGCUUUGUUGGGGGGAAUAUGAAUGGAGGUAUCCUAGUUAACUGUGAAUCCGACUGACGCAGCUGUACAAGUUGUAGUAAAGGCUGAUUAAUGUUUCUAAAAGGAAGAAGAUGGAGAAGUGGGCACCGGAGGAGAUCUAAAGAGUAUUUGAACAGGACUCAGACCCCCUAAGUAUCAGGGUGGUCUCUUUGUACAGGAAGUUAAACUGUGUAGGAAGUUGUAAGUGUAUUAAUAUGUGCAUUCACAAACUCAAAAAAAUAGAACAAAUGCAGAAGCAGAAGAUAUGAAUGUAGCUUAUUUUAAUUCUAGAUGUACCACUAAUGACAUCUUUGUAUGAAGGGAAGUGAGAUAGUAAUUUUUUAUGUCACAAGAAUGCCUAUGCCUUUGUAAUGUUCAGUGUCACAGUGUUAAAUUCACGGUGUUAUAAUAUGUGUCAGAGCCGACUGUGCCAUAGCAUCUCCUCUGCCCGGACUGUCACUCUAUUGGAACAACACCCAGUAGGAACUAGUCAGACUAACUUUAAGACAGAAAACUAUUUCAUGAUCUGCAUCUGAGUAAGUUUUCACCCAAAAGCCAGAGGUGUUUAGCAGGUGUCUGAACGCCUCUUUACCACUGAAUCAUGACAUUUUAUUCUAAACUGCCAAUCAAACACAGGAAAAAAAAAUGAAAUACUAGAUGUGAUCUGCGUGUCUUUGUGUACUCGAGCGGGGUCGAUGCUAAAAUCUACUGCCUGUCUGAUCGACAGCACGCCUUGCUGCCUCAUCAGUAAACUUUUGUUUUCUAUGCUAACGCAAAAUGGAGAAUAACUAGCAGAUGCUGGUUUUGUAAGAUGCAGUCGCCUGUUAGAUGCUAGCUUGUAAUGCUGUGGAUGGCAACUCUAAAAAGAGCUUAGGAUUCUGCGACAUUCAAAUGAAUUCAAACUGAUUACAUGUUCUUUUGAAAAGGUGACAGUGAACCAGGUGGAGCUGGAAAGUACAGCUUGGUAAAUUAGCCAGUGCUACACUUAAGGCCAGUUUAUACUUCUGCGCUACGACGUAGGUUUCGUGCCAUCAUGAGCAUUUAUACUUGUGUGUUGGUGUCUGCGCAGCUCUACUAGAUGGCGGUGAGGUUUCUGUGUUCCACUGUGUUGACUGUCUUCUUCUUCAUUGGUGUAGGAUACUACAAACAAUGGUAACUGAAACUGAGCGGAUCAUGUUGGAGUUGGGGCUGAUCGACGUUGAACAACAGCUACAUUUAGUGAAAUUACUAAAACGCAGAAACGAAAGAAGGUGUCUGAGGAGACACAACGUUUGUACCGGUUGAGGCAGAAGAAGAAGAAGGACAAGCAGGAAAUGCGUCGCUACCAAGCCAACCAAUCACAGGUCUUACGGUCUGUGUUGGCGUGACGUACCGUUAAAUUUUUGUGGAGGAGUGCAUCAGGCAUAGGGUAUGCAUAGGCUACAGAGUAGGUUAUGAUGUAGGCUACGACAUACGGUACAGAGUAGGGUACGUGGCUAUGCGUUGGGUAAAGUGUAGGGUACGGCGUAGGGUACGUGGCUAUGGCGUAGGGUACAGAGUAGGAUACAGAGUAGGUUACUAUGCUGCACCCUUAAGCUGUAGCCAAGGGUGCAGCAUAGAUUUGACACAGAAGUAUAAAUUGGCCUUAAGAGGCCUUAGAGGGUUAUAAACUGAUUGGGGGAUGUUGUCAGUUUCUUUUUCAAGUGACAUUUAAGAAUCCAUCAUGAUUUCAUUUAUCAUUUUCAUCAAAAAUAAACAUUUUAUUAUUCCCCAUUUGAUUUUAAUUCAUUGGCCAUUUUAAAACUACGCCUAACCCUAAAAUGGUUUGCUUCUAUAUUUAGGUAGUGUACCAUGGUGAGGAAACUAAAUAUGAACCUCUGUGUUGUUUAAUAACACAGUGAAAAGAUAAGGUGCAGGUUGUAAUAAAUGGGGAACAAAUUAAAUCCUAAAUGUUUCUUUAUCAGUGACAGUAGAUUUUACCAAAACACCCUUGUUUGAAGUCCCUUCUGUUACCACCCGUGGACAAUCAUUAACCUCUCACAGAAAACGUUCAUACAACUGGUUUGCAUCAGCUAAACAGCAAUUUGACAGUGAUCAUGUUUUCAUUUGGGUUCCUUUUUGCAGACUGUAAAUGUGUUUCUUUCCCGUGGUUUUCCACAAUAAUUGGACAAAAGAAAGGAACUUUACUACCAACAGCUUGUGUCCCUCUGGUGUCGUGUUUGUGUUGGUUAUCAGUGUGAAUGAAGACUGGCUAUUCUUUCACUUUUUAAUAAAGGGACAGUCCACACAGAAAACAAAUUAACUUUAGUUCCUGUCUGAUGUUUUUUUCCUUUUAAAUUAUGAGUGUUGUGUCUCUCCCGGUAGUUUUCCAUCUUUUCAGCGAGACAUACAACCAAUCGGAUGUAGAGGCGGUAAUUUAUAAAUAAACAUGUCAUUUAAACUGCA
Micropterus salmoides (largemouth bass) is the source of this 6054-nucleotide messenger RNA. RefSeq names its product G-protein coupled receptor 37-like 1. NCBI's taxonomy places the organism in Eukaryota, Metazoa, Chordata, Actinopteri, Centrarchiformes, Centrarchidae. Gene Ontology annotation, cellular component: signaling receptor complex; plasma membrane. The record is from RefSeq and is a predicted model, not a curated record. Gene Ontology annotation, molecular function: G protein-coupled peptide receptor activity. The coding region runs from base 275 to 1831 and encodes 518 amino acids. The transcript has 4 exons. Gene Ontology annotation, biological process: adenylate cyclase-inhibiting G protein-coupled receptor signaling pathway; positive regulation of MAPK cascade.